This is a messenger RNA of Gastrolobium bilobum, 2528 nucleotides long. RefSeq names its product phytyl ester synthase 1, chloroplastic. NCBI's taxonomy places the organism in Eukaryota, Viridiplantae, Streptophyta, Magnoliopsida, Fabales, Fabaceae. The record is from RefSeq and is a predicted model, not a curated record. The transcript has 13 exons. Bases 255 to 2384 code for a protein of 709 amino acids. Gene Ontology annotation, cellular component: membrane.
CGGUUACAGGCCAACAUUUUGUGUACUUAUGUUCUAUCCCUGCAAUUUCGCUUCUAUCGCUCAUCCUCUCUGCUGUAUUUUACUCUCAACACCAAACACGUGACUCUGACAGUUUCAUUUUAUAAACACAUUGAAGUGUUUGUUACUUUGUUUAACUUUUUUAAGAUUCGAAAGCACGAAAACAAAAAUAGUGAACUUUUGUCAGUGCUGCUUAGUUGUUCAAAAAGCAAAGCUUUCAACUUCACCCUUUUUUCAUGUCCUCGGUAUUGGGUUUCCGGGUCUCACCCGUUUCUGCCAUAAGCUCCGUUAGAUGGCAUCGGUUUCGAGUUCAGGCUCAGAGCUUGGAUGGUCGAAGUUCGACGGUAUUGUCCUCUGAAUCUGAUUCAGUGAAUGGAGCUUCUCUGGUUGUUGAGACACAGAAAAAUGGUUCUAUGAUUGAGGAGGAAAGGGAUGUGAGGUUGUUGCGUCCUAUAGUUGAAGAUAAGAAGAGCAAUAAGGAAGACUUAGCACCCCUUUGGGAUGAUGGUUAUGGAACUGUGACUGUGGAAGAUUACUUCGAUGCAGCCAAGGAGUUGUGCAGGUCUGAUGGUGGCCCACCUCGCUGGUUUUGCCCCGUUGAAUGUGGUUCUCCUUUGAAAGAUUCUCCCACUCUUCUGUUUCUACCUGGGAUUGAUGGCACAGGAUUGGGCCUCUCUUUGCACCAUAAAGCUCUUGGGAAGGCUUUUGAAGUUCGUUGCUUGCAUAUUCCUGUUAAUGAUCGAACACCAUUUGAAGGACUGGUGAAACUUGUUGAAGAAGCUGUUAAACGUGAGUAUGCUGUGUCUCCAAAUAAGCCAAUUUAUCUGGUAGGUGAUUCCUUUGGUGGAUGCCUAGCACUUGCUAUUGCUGCUCGUAAUCCAACAAUUGACCUAGUACUGAUAUUAGCCAAUCCAGCUACAUCCUUUGGCAGAUCUCAGUUACAACCUUUGUUUCCUCUCUUGGAUGCUUUGCCUGACGAACUGCAUGUAGCUGUUCCCUUUCUUCUUAGUUUUAUUAUGGGUGAUCCAUUGAAGAUGGCAUCAGUCAAUAUCGGAAAUGGGAUUCCUCCGACAAAGAAAAUUGAGCAAUUGUCAGGCAACCUCACCGCAUUGCUCCCAUGUCUUCCUGAGCUGGCUAAUGUUAUACCAAGGGACACUCUUCUUUGGAAGCUGAAACUUAUUAAAUCAGCUGCUGCAUAUGCUAAUUCGCGUCUCCAUGCUGUCAAAGCUGAAGUACUUGUGCUUGCUAGUGGCAAGGAUUACAUGCUUCCCAGUGUAAAUGAAGCUCAAAGACUUGCGGGCUCAUUGCAAAACUGCAAAGUUCGUAACUUUAAGGACAACGGACACACCCUUCUCUUGGAAGAUGGUAUUGGUCUGCUGACAAUCAUCAAGGGGACUUGCAUGUACCGUAAUUCAAGGGGGCAUGAUUUGGUCAGGGAUUUCAUUCCUCCCAGUUUGACAGAAUUCAGAUAUGCAAUGGAUCAAGUAGUUGGAUUAUUUCGUUCUCUUACUGGAUCCGUAAUGUUUUCAACUUUGGAAGAUGGAAAGAUUGUAAAAGGUCUCUCUGGUGUUCCAGAUGAAGGUCCUGUCUUACUCGUUGGUUACCACAAUUUGUUGGGGUUAGAGCUUGUCCCACUUACACAUGAAUUCUUAAGUCAGAAAGGUAUUAUGCUUCGUGGAAUAGCCCACCCUGAGCUAUUUACAAGGAAAACGGAGAUUUUUUCUUCUGAGUUUUCUCUGGUUGAUUGGGUUAAGGUACUUGGUGGGGUUCCUGUCUCAGCAAGCAAUCUUUUUAACUUACUUUCAACAAAAUCACAUGUUCUCCUAUAUCCUGGUGGUGCACGAGAGGCUCUCCAUUACAAGGGGGAAGAAUACAAGUUGAUUUGGCCUGAGCAUCCGGAAUUUGUGAGAAUGGCAGCACGAUUUGGCGCCACGAUUGUGCCAUUUGGAGCUGUAGGCGAAGAUGAUAUUGCUGAAAUUGUUCUUGACUACAAUGACUUAAUAAAGAUCCCUCUAGUCAACGAUUACAUCAGAUCUAUGAAUAGUGACUCAGUCAAGUUUAGAGAUGAGGCAAGUGGUGAGGUGGCAAGCCAAAAUCUCACUAUUCCAGUGCUUCUACCCAAAAUACCUGGUCGCUUAUACUAUCUAUUUGGGAAGCCCAUAAGAACAAAAGGCAUGGAGAAGAUGCUAAAAGACAAAGAAAAUGCUAAACAACUGUACCUGCAGAUUAAGUCUGAAGUUGAAGGCAAUAUAGAUUACUUGAUCAAGAAGAGAGAGGAGGAUCCAUACAGGAAUUUAAUCGAUAGGAAAAUAUAUCAGGCAUUUUAUCCUCCUGAAAUUGAUCAUACUCCAGCUUUUAAGCCAUGAAAAAUGUGUUGGCAUUAAUAUAAGACUACAUUUUUUUUUUUUUCAUUUUAAUGUUUAUUUUGGAAGCAGAUAUAUGUACAUGGUCAUCAUUAUAAUUAAAAAAUGGUGCUUUCUAUGUACCCAAAAAAAAAAAUAUGGUGCUUU